AUGGUCAUAUCCUUUGGCAGCACCUUUGUCUAUUUUUUCUACACCUAUGGCGAAGAGACCCGCGUCGCCUUCAUCCCCAUCCCGGAAGUCACUGGCACCAUGUGGGAGGUGCUGGAUCUGAUCACCUCCGUGAUUUUCUUGAGCGAAUUCGCUGCGCGCUUGGUUUUCACUGGCAAGUCGUACCUGCCGAUCUACAUGGUCAUUGACUUCUUGAGUUGGCUCCCCGGCCUUUGCUCCAGCGCCUUGUGGUUCUCUAAAGGCUCCGCCCCUGCGUGGCUGCAGGGCCUAUGCGUCUUGCGCGUCUUGAAGCCCGAGCGAUACCUCGGUGCCUUCGCUUCCAUGAUUUCGAUCCUGGCGGAGCAUGGAGCCAUUUUGAAGGCCACGGCCCUGGUGAGCUUUUUGCUAUGGCUGUUGGUGUCCAGCAUGUUGUACUUCACGGAGCGGAACAAUCCGGACGAGGAGCUGCAGGACUGGCUGCGAGAUCUCAGCGAUGAGGAAUGGCCGUGGUGCGACUACACCUGGCAGGGCAAGGCCAUUGGAACCUUCCUGAACUUCAUGAGCAUCGGGCCCCUUGGAAAUCUCCAUGAGAAAAAAAGUUGA
Messenger RNA from Cladocopium goreaui, 600 nucleotides. The record is from the annotation of a GenBank genome assembly. Lineage: Eukaryota; Dinophyceae; Suessiales; Symbiodiniaceae.